Stylonychia lemnae is the source of this 999-nucleotide messenger RNA. The record is from the annotation of a GenBank genome assembly. Lineage: Eukaryota; Ciliophora; Spirotrichea; Sporadotrichida; Oxytrichidae.
AUGGCUUUCGUAAAGAACAUUAAAACAUCUCCAUAUUACUCAAGAUAUCAAGUCAAGUAUAGAAGAAGAAGAGAAGGAAAGACUGACUACUACGCCAGAAGAAGACUUGUUCAAUAAGACAAGAACAAGUACGAUUCAAAGAAGUACAGACUAGUCGUCAGAAGAACCAACAAGAAAAUAAUCACUCAAAUCAUCUUCGCCACCAUUAAGGGUGAUAGAGUCCUCUGCCAAGCUGACUCAAAGGAGCUUAGAAGAUACGGUCUUGAGGCUGGUCUUACCAACUAUGCUGCUGCUUACUCAACAGGUCUCCUCCUCGCCAGAAGACUCCUUACCCAAUUAGGUAUGGCUGAGCUCUACAAGGGAAUUGAAUCAGCUGAUGGUGAAUUCUUCGAUGUCACUGAGAAGGGUGUUAACCAAGACAGAAGACCAUUCAAAGCUCUCCUCGAUGUUGGUCUUGUUAGAACCACUACUGGUAGCAGAGUCUUCGGUGCUCUCAAGGGUGCUGUUGACGGAGGUAUCUACGUUCCCCACAACACCAAGAGAUUCCCAGGAUAUCAUCUCGAGAAGGCUGCAGCCCAAACCGGUAAGAGAGGUAAAGUCGUUGCUAAGGGUAAAGCUGUCGGUACCUACAACGCCAAGGAACACAGAGAUCACAUCUUGGGUCUCCACGUCCAAACCUAUAUGGACAAGCUCAAGAAGGAAGAUGAGGGAAGAUUCAAGAGACAAUUCAGCAAGUGGUCUGCUAACCUCCAAAGCGCUAAAGUUGCCAACGUUGAAGGUCUUUACAAAAAAGUCCACUCAGAAAUCAGAAAAUCUCCAGUCAGAGUUAAGGCCGAGAGAAAGAACGCUGUUGUCAGAAAGCAAAUCUCAAAGGAGAACGGUUCCCUUGUCCAACAAGACUCCAAGGGAAGAAAGUGGCUCAGACAAUUCAAACUCACCAAAGCUCAAAGAACUACCAGAGUUGCCGCUAAGAUCCAAAAGGCUCUCUCCAAGAAAUGA